UUAAGAAUGCAGGAAUAAAAACCAGACUACAGUCAAUUCCUAGCUUUGCGUCUAUGCUUGGCUAAGCUGUCGGCGAAUGGUUGUCGUGGGGUGAUGCUUCGUCUCCUGAUUCGUCAAUCAUUAAUGCGUCCUCAUCGUCAUAAUGGGACUACUACGCCGCAAGGGAACCCUCAACCAGAUGAUUCCAUUGAAUUCAGCCUUGCGAAAUUCCAUACUGUACGUUGCAUGGCUCUCGGUAGUGAAUCCUGUUUCGACGGUUCCAUUGGCCGAUCACACCAUGGAAACAUUCACAGGAGUGGUGGUGUGAUACCAAACGGAACUCUCACCUCACCAUCAGACAAUCUUAAAAGGGAAGGUAAAACUCAUAUUCCAAGAAAUUUCCUAGCAUUCACAACCACACGUGAACAUUUUGUCAAGACAUAUUCUUCUACAAUCCAAAAACACAAAACAACUUCUCGGUCACCGAAACCACAAGUCUUUUAUUACAUAUGCCAAGAUGAAGAUCCUCGUUGCCUACGACUCUGCCCACGGCUCAACCCAGUCCAUCGCAGAGCGAAUCGAAGAAAGAAUUCGACAAGGAAAUGUUGGCGACACUACCCUCUCCGCAAUCACGAAGACCACCUCGGCCGAAGACUUCGAUGUCCUUAUCAUUGGUUCAGCAAUUCACUUCCAAGGAUGGCUCAAGCAAUCCUCAGAAUUCGUCAAACGCAACCAAGGCUAUCUACACGACAACCUGAAGCCAACAUGGGCUUUCAGCGUCGGCAUGCCGCCUGACUCCGGCGUCGCUGGCGAGGAAAAGGUGAUGGAGAAGUGGUUGAGAAAAUACGUUACUUUGAGGGGGCAUAAGUUGUUCCAGGGGGAAUACAAAGAGAAGGACUUGAAUGGUUGCUUUAAGUUCUUGUUGGUGAGGUGCUUUGGGCAAAAGUUUGAGGAUAAGAGAAAGUGGGAUCAGAUUGACGAGUGGGCGGAUUCUAUUGUGCAAAAGUUGAGGGUUGAUCUGCAGACUCAAGCCGGUAACUGAGGGCUGCAACGGUCAAGUUAAUUUGGCUAGGAUCAAUGAUGCGGUAAUGGUUUGAGCGUCGGUUGGUGGCUCUGGGAGG
Molecule: messenger RNA, 1100 nt
Organism: Hyaloscypha bicolor E
Lineage: Eukaryota; Fungi; Ascomycota; Leotiomycetes; Helotiales; Hyaloscyphaceae
Exons: 2
Coding region: 94-774 (226 amino acids)
Source: RefSeq, a predicted model, not a curated record